Molecule: messenger RNA, 762 nt
Organism: Trichomonas vaginalis G3
Lineage: Eukaryota; Parabasalia; Trichomonadida; Trichomonadidae
Product: lysyl-tRNA aminoacylation
Exons: 1
Coding region: 1-762 (253 amino acids)
Biological process (GO): lysyl-tRNA aminoacylation
Cellular component (GO): cytosol
Molecular function (GO): tRNA binding; lysine-tRNA ligase activity; ATP binding
Source: RefSeq, a predicted model, not a curated record
AUGGCCUACGCCGAUUACAACGAUCUUAUGGAUCUUACAGAGAAACUCUACCAGAAGAUCGUCAUGGAAGUCAAGGGAACCCUCAAGUUCUCCAUCAACGUCCAGAAGGAAGACGGCACAAUCGGCCAACAGGAGAUCGAUUUCUCAUCUCCAUGGCAGAGAAUCGACAUGAUCGAAGAACUCGAGAAGCAGAUCAACUUCAAGUUCCCACCACUCGAAGAUACAGAUGAAGUCAGAGAGCUUUUAGAGAAGAAGUGCAAGGAACUCGAUGUCGAUGUUCCACCACCAAUGACAGUCGCAAGAAUGUUAGACAAGAUGGUCGGAAAGUUCGUCGAACCACUCUGCGUCAACCCAACAUUCAUGUGCAACCACCCACAGGUCAUGUCACCACUCGCUAAGUGGCACCGCACAAAACCAGGAAUUGUCGAGAGAUUCGAAGUCUUCAUCAACGGUCUCGAGUAUGCUAACGCUUACACAGAACUCAACUGCCCAAUGGUACAGCGCGAGCUCUUCCUCGACCAGCUCAAGGCUAAGGCUGCUAAGGAUGAUGAGGCUAUGCCAUACGAUGAUACAUUCUGCACAGCUCUCGAGUACGCUCUUCCACCAACUGCUGGUUGGGGCUGCGGCGUCGACAGACUCGUAAUGCUCCUCACAAACCAGGUCUCAAUCCGUGAGGUUCUCCUCUUCCCACUCAUGAAGCCAGCUGCAGGUGAAACAGUCCUCGUCGAGAAUGAACAACAGCAGGCUCCAGCUACUAACUAA